GUGGAAGUUAACAAAAUAAAUAUCUCGUGUAAGAUCCAGACAAACAGAAAUAUCCAUCAAAAUACAGCAUAAUGGCAGAUGACAGUAUUGAGGAAGUAGUUAAAGACGCAGGAGAGGUUCCAGAAAUCAAAUAUGAAUAUCUGGAUCAUACAGCAGAUGUUCAGUUACACUCAUGGGGCAGUAAUCUAACAGAAGCAUUUGAACAGAAUGGAAUGGCUAUGUUUGGAUACAUGACAGAACUAGAUACAGUUGAUAUUAAGGAGAAACAUGAAAUUAUUGCAAAUGCUGAAGAUCUUGACGGUCUAUUAUAUCACUUCCUCGACGAAUUACUAUUCCUCUUCUCAGCUGAACCUUAUCUCAUUUGUAAAAAGUUAAGAAUAGAAGAAUUUGACACUGAGGCAUUUAAAAUCAGAUGUUCUUGCUUCGGUGAGCAAUUUGAUCUUGCAAAACAUCCACAAGGUACAGAAGUGAAGGCAAUCACAUAUUCAGCCAUGCAAAUCGUACAGAAACCUGAGAAAUGUGAAAUUUUUGUGAUAAUUGACAUUUAAGUGAUUAUUUCUUAGACUUGUGGACUCUAAGUCGUAUUUAAGGAUGCAGCUGUGCCUUUAUGAGAUGCUGUUGGAUGUAAAUUGUUAUUCUUGAAGGUCAAAGAAAGUAAGAAGUUUACUAAGUACGAACUUUCCAAAUGUUGUGGCCUAAUGUCAUCUCAAAGUCAUACACGUGUACAGCAAGCAAGCAGUUAUGAGUCAUGCUGAACAUUCUGAAAACCAUUUUUAUAUCACAACAAAUAAAUAAUAUUUC
Molecule: messenger RNA, 801 nt
Organism: Chironomus riparius
Lineage: Eukaryota; Metazoa; Arthropoda; Insecta; Diptera; Chironomidae
Source: the annotation of a GenBank genome assembly